Molecule: messenger RNA, 3276 nt
Organism: Chinchilla lanigera (long-tailed chinchilla)
Lineage: Eukaryota; Metazoa; Chordata; Mammalia; Rodentia; Chinchillidae
Gene: Cherp
Product: calcium homeostasis endoplasmic reticulum protein
Biological process (GO): RNA processing; intracellular calcium ion homeostasis
Cellular component (GO): perinuclear region of cytoplasm
Molecular function (GO): RNA binding
Source: RefSeq, a predicted model, not a curated record
GCGCGGGUUCCUCACGCCAGACCCUGCCGGCUCCUGCCCUCACUUCCGGGGUUUCCAGGCGACGGCCGUAAGUGGCGGGCGGAAGUUGACCGCUCGGCCCGCCGUAAACUGUUCCUUCGCGCCACUUCCGGCCGGCUUCCGUAGACGGCGCUGCUGCGCGAUCGUGAGGCGCGGGAGGUCGUUCCCCGCGGCCGGAGCCAUGGAUAUGCCGCUGCCCCCCGACGUCAUCUGCAAGCAGCAGGCACCUGAGCUGGAGCCUCCCACCGCCCUGCCCCCACUGCCGCAGCCCCCCUUGGCACCUGCUGCGCCCGUCCCUCCGGCCCAGGGCGCCCCAUCAGUGGACGAGCUCAUUCAGCAGAGCCAGUGGAACCUGCAGCAGCAGGAGCAGCAUCUGCUGGCCCUCAGACAGGAGCAGGUGACGGCGGCUGUGGCCCACGCUGUGGAGCAGCAGAUGCAGAAGCUGCUGGAGGAGACGCAGCUGGACGUGAGUGAGUUCGACAACCUGUUGCAGCCCAUCAUCGACACGUGCACCAAGGACGCCAUCUCGGCCGGGAAGAACUGGAUGUUCAGCAACGCCAAGUCCCCGCCGCACUGCGAGCUGAUGGCCGGCCACCUCCGCAACCGCAUCACGGCGGAUGGCGCGCACUUCGAGCUGCGGCUGCACCUCAUCUACCUCAUCAAUGACGUGCUGCACCACUGGGCCCUGACGCGCGGAAGGUCUCUCCCUCACAGCCAGCGCAAGCAGGCGCGGGAGCUGCUGGCCGCCCUGCAGAAGGUGGUGGUGCCCAUUUACUGCACCAGCUUCCUGGCUGUGGAGGAGGACAAGCAACAGAAGAUCGCCCGGCUCCUGCAGCUCUGGGAGAAGAACGGCUACUUCGACGACUCCAUCAUUCAGCAGUUGCAGAGCCCAGCCCUGGGCCUCGGCCAGUACCAGGCCACCCUCAUCAGCGAGUACUCGUCAGUGGUGCAGCCCGUGCAGCUGGCCUUCCAGCAGCAGCUCCAGACGCUGAAGACGCAGCACGAGGAGUUUGUCAGCAGCCUGGCGCAGCAGCAGCAGCAGCAGCAGCAGCAGCCGCCGCAAGUCCAGCUGCCCCAGCUGGAGGCCGAGGUCAAGGCCACGCCACCGCCACCGGCACCACCCCCGGCGCCCGCGCCCACCCCGGCCAUCCCGCCCACCACCCAGCCUGACGACAGCAAACCGCCCAUCCAGAUGCCUGGCUCCUCGGAGUACGACACCACAGGGGGUGUCCAGGAUCCCGCAGCCACCGGCCCCCGGGGCCCUGGGCCCCACGACCAGAUCCCACCCAACAAGCCACCUUGGUUCGACCAACCGCACCCUGUCGCUCCCUGGGGCCAACAGCAGCCACCCGAGCAGCCCCCGUACCCGCACCACCAGGGCGGCCCGCCCCACUGCCCGCCCUGGAACAACAGCCACGAGGGCAUGUGGGGCGAGCAGCGCGGGGACCCCGGCUGGAACGGCCAGCGCGACGCACCCUGGAACAGCCAGCCCGACCCCAGCUGGAGCGGCCAGUUCGAGGGCCCCUGGAGCGGCCAGCACGAGCAGCCGCCCUGGGGCGCCGGGCAGCGCGAGCCGCCCUUCCGCAUGCAGCGGCCACCGCACUUCCGAGGGCCCUUCCCGCCCCACCAGCAGCACCCGCAGUUCAGCCAGCCGCCGCACCCCCACGGCUUCAACCGCUUCCCGCCACGCUUCCUGCAGGACGACUUCCCCCCGCGGCACCCCUUCGAGCGGCCGCCCUACCCACACCGCUUCGACUACCCGCAGGGCGACUUCCCCGCCGAGAUGGGGCCCCCUCACCACCACCCCGGCCAUCGCAUGCCUCACCCUGGGAUCAACGAACACCCGCCCUGGGCCGGGCCCCAGCACCCUGACUUCGGCCCGCCCCCCCAUGGCUUCAAUGGGCAGCCCCCCCACAUGCGGCGCCAAGGCCCGCCCCACAUCAACCACGACGACCCCAGCCUGGUGCCCAACGUGCCCUACUUCGACCUUCCUGCUGGGCUGAUGGCCCCGCUCGUGAAGCUGGAAGAUCAUGAGUACAAGCCGCUGGACCCCAAGGACAUCCGCCUCCCUCCCCCCAUGCCACCCAGCGAGCGGCUGCUGGCCGCCGUGGAGGCCUUCUACAGCCCGCCCUCGCACGACAGGCCCCGCAACAGUGAAGGCUGGGAGCAGAAUGGCCUUUACGAGUUUUUCCGAGCCAAGAUGCGCGCGCGGCGGCGCAAGGGCCAGGAGAAGAGGAACAGCGGGCCCUCCAGGUCCCGGAGCAGAUCCAAGAGCCGCGGCCGCUCCUCCUCGCGCUCCAACUCGAGGUCCUCCAAGUCGUCGGGCUCCUACUCACGCUCCAGGUCGCGCUCCUGCUCCCGCUCCUACUCGCGCUCCAGGUCCAGGAGCCGCAGCAGGUCGCGCUCCUCCAGGAGCCGCUCGCGGUCGCGGUCUCGGUCCAGGUCCAAGUCGUACUCCCCAGGAAGGAGGCAGCGCUCGCGGUCCCGGAGCCCCACGCCGCCCUCCUCGGCGGGUCUGGGCUCCAACUCAGCGCCUGCCGUGCCUGACUCGCGGCUGGGGGAGGAGAACAAGGGCCACCAGAUGCUGGUCAAGAUGGGCUGGAGCGGCUCCGGCGGCCUGGGCGCCAAGGAGCAGGGCAUCCAGGACCCCAUAAAAGGGGGGGACGUGCGCGACAAGUGGGACCAGUACAAGGGCGUGGGCGUGGCGCUGGACGACCCCUACGAGAACUACCGGCGCAACAAGAGCUACUCGUUCAUCGCACGCAUGAAGGCCCGGGACGAGUUCUCCACGUUCGGGGCACGCAAGGAGGAGAAGGAGGACUAGGCAAGGAGGCCCGACGGACGUGAUGGCCGGCCCCGUGGGGACAGGAGCAGCGCCCCGCCUGCGCGGCAGGGUGGGGGCGGGCGGCGUCCCUGGGUCCCGCGGCGCCCUGUGUUCCUUAGUGGGCCGCACUGCUGCCCCCCACACCGCCCUUGGUCUCGGGAGAGGAAGAGGAGGCACCGCUCUAGGCGGGGACCCGGCACCAGGCAGCCUCCACGCCCAGCCGUGUCUGUGCGGCACCUGGGGAAGUUCUUUUGUAUGGGGCACGGCGCUCCCCGCCACUGCGACCGCCACCUCCGCGUGGUGUUUGGUUUGUUGUAGUUUCCUGUAGCUGUGACUCGUUCGAGUGUGUCUGACCCAGGACGAAACACACACAUGCUGUUCACACUUUUUGGUGGAUUUUACUGUUUUGCUUUCCAAUAAAGCCCUUUUCUAAA